CCGCGCCCGCCAGAAGCGAGGACACUAACUGGAGUGAAAUGGAAGCCUCUGUUAUAUUACCCAUUCUGAAGAAGAAGCUGGCCUUCCUGUCCGGAGGAAAGGACAGACGAAGUGGCCUCAUUCUGACAAUUCCAUUAUGCCUUGAACAAACAAAUAUGGAUGAAUUGAGUGUCACUUUGGACUAUCUACUCAGCAUUCCAAGCGAAAAGUGUAAAGCUAGAGGAUUUACUGUGAUUGUAGAUGGCAGAAAAUCACAAUGGAAUGUGGUGAAAACAGUAGUCUUAAUGCUACAGAAUGUUGUUCCAGCUGAAGUGUCCCUUGUUUGUGUAGUGAAGCCAGAUGAGUUCUGGGAUAAGAAAGUAACACACUUUUGUUUUUGGAAAGAAAAGGAUAGACUUGGCUUUGAGGUUAUUUUAGUGUCUGCCAAUAAAUUGACUCGUUACAUUGAGCCAUGCCAGUUAACAGAAGAUUUUGGUGGGAGCCUCACCUAUGAUCACAUGGAUUGGUUAAAUAAGAGGCUGGUUUUUGAGAAGUUUACAAAGGAAUCUACUUCAUUAUUAGAUGAACUUGCUUUGAUUAACAAUGGUAGUGAUAAAGGAAAUCAGCAAGAGAAAGAAAGGUCCGUGGAUUUAAACUUUCUUCCAUCAGUUGAUCCUGAAACAGUUCUUCAGACAGGACAUGAAUUGUUAUCCGAAUUACAGCAGCGUCGAUUUAAUGGCUCCGACGGAGGAGUCUCAUGGUCUCCUAUGGAUGAUGAACUGCUUGCCCAGCCACAGGUUAUGAAAUUAUUAGAUUCACUCCGAGAGCAGUAUACUCGCUACCAGGAAGUCUGUAGGCAGCGUAGCAAGCGCACACAGUUAGAAGAGAUUCAACAGAAGGUGAUGCAGGUCGUGAAUUGGCUUGAAGGACCCGGAUCUGAACAGCUGAGAGCCCAGUGGGGGAUUGGUGACUCCAUCAGGGCUUCCCAGGCCCUGCAGCAGAAGCACGAAGAGAUCGAGAGCCAGCACAGUGAAUGGUUUGCAGUAUAUGUGGAGCUUAAUCAGCAAAUUGCAGCACUCUUAAAUGCCGGAGAUGAGGAAGAUCUGGUGGAACUGAAGUCCCUGCAGCAGCAACUUAGUGACGUUUGCUAUCGACAGGCCAGUCAGCUGGAAUUUAGGCAAAAUCUCUUGCAAGCAGCUCUAGAAUUUCAUGGUGUUGCCCAAGAUUUGUCUCAGCAGUUGGAUGGCUUAUUAGGGAUGUUGUGCGUAGAUGUAGCACCAGCUGAUGGAGCAUCGAUUCAGCAAACUUUAAAACUGCUUGAAGAGAAGCUGAAAAGUGUUGAUGUAGGAUUGCAAGGAUUGUGUGAAAAAGGUCAAGGUCUCCUGGAUCAGAUCUCCAAUCAGGCAUCCUGGGCCUAUGGAAAGGAUGUAACCAUUGAAAAUAAAGAAAAUGUGGAUCAUAUACAAGGAGUGAUGGAAGAUAUGCAACUUAGAAAACAAAGAUGUGAAGACAUGGUAGAUGUGCGAAGGUUAAAGAUGCUUCAGAUGGUGCAGCUAUUUAAAUGUGAAGAAGACGCUGCCCAGGCUGUCAAAUGGCUGAGUGAACUGCUGGAUGCUCUCCUUAAGACCCACACGAGACUGGGCGAUGAUGCCCAGGAAACGAAAGUUCUCCUGGAAAAGCAUCGAAAAUUUGUUGAUGUUGCACAGAGCACUUAUGACUACGGGAGACAGUUGCUGCAGGCCACGGUGGUGUUGUGCCAGUCUUUGCGCUGCACCUCUCGGUCCUCUGGGGACACGCUUCCUCGCCUGAACAGAGUGUGGAAACAGUUUACAGUAGCAUCUGAAGAAAGGGUGCAUAGGCUGGAGAUGGCUAUUGCAUUUCACUCAAAUGCUGAAAAGAUUUUGCAGGACUGUCCAGAAGAGCCUGAAACUAAGAUAAAGAUGAGGACGUGGCACAGUGAGAAGUGGAUCCAAGGGGAAAAGUUGUAUUGGCUCUUGGCAACUGCUGGAAUUGAGACCUGGGACCCCACGAAGCAGCCAAAGCCACCUGGCCAUGCAGGAGGAGAUGGCAAGAAGCUCCAGAGCUCUGAAGCCAGACACUGCACAGUUUUCUGA
Messenger RNA from Cavia porcellus (domestic guinea pig), 2093 nucleotides. RefSeq names its product SEC14 domain and spectrin repeat-containing protein 1-B-like. Bases 39 to 2093 code for a protein of 684 amino acids. The record is from RefSeq and is a predicted model, not a curated record. Gene Ontology annotation, molecular function: phosphatidylinositol-3-phosphate binding; phosphatidylinositol-3,4-bisphosphate binding; phosphatidylinositol-3,5-bisphosphate binding. The transcript has 2 exons. Lineage: Eukaryota; Metazoa; Chordata; Mammalia; Rodentia; Caviidae.